AUGACCGACCACAAGACGCUCAAGGAGUACAGCCAGCACACCAAGUACCUCGUUCACGAUCCGGAAACCACCUGCGUCGUCGGCGACCAGGUCAAGAUCCGCAACUGCCGCCCCGUCUCUGCCCGGAAACGGUUCGAGUUUGUCGAGGUGACCAAGGGCGCGCGCGAGCGCCUCCAGAGUGUGCACGGAGCGGGCGCCGUCCCGGACGAGCUCCUGAGCGACGAGGGCGUCGAGGCCAUGCGGGCCGACGAGGCGGUGGCGCAGGCGGCGUGA
Molecule: messenger RNA, 273 nt
Organism: Rhodotorula graminis WP1
Lineage: Eukaryota; Fungi; Basidiomycota; Microbotryomycetes; Sporidiobolales; Sporidiobolaceae
Exons: 3
Coding region: 1-273 (90 amino acids)
Biological process (GO): translation
Cellular component (GO): ribosome
Molecular function (GO): structural constituent of ribosome
Source: RefSeq, a predicted model, not a curated record